AUGGCGAAUCCGGUCAAAUACACGCCUCCACCCACGCCCCCGUCACCAUCGGCGUCGUAUUAUGACAUGAGCGAUGAUGAUGAGGAUGAGUACAAUACUAUCGCUCAUUCCCGCACGGGCCGUGGCGUGAAGCUCCUCUAUUCCAAGAGCAAGGUCUAUGUCCAUCCAUCGUCCUCCGCAAAAGAUAACAUCCCUGGCUUCAUUGCCCUCAUCCAACAAAAGCCUCAAUCCGGCUCCUACCCCUCCUCAUCGAAUAGCAAUGACGCGGCGUCAUACCUGCUGGCCUGGGUGCCCGAGUCAUCGCUAGGCGAUGCAUACAGUACAUAUGUUAAAGUCGAUCUAUCGGAUGAUGCCUCAUCGCCGCAUCAGAGAUACCUCGUCCCGGCCCUUCCGACCACCACCACACUUAAGGACCCCAUCGGUCUGUACUCCUUCGCAGUGCCCAUGUCGGAAAUCUAUUCGAUCCUGGUACGCCCUCCAAGCCUCGGGUGGUGGUUCGGAAGCCUAGUGAUCAAUACACGUGCAGGUGACAGCUUUCCAGCCCUCUUUUUCCAUGAUAGUGAGUGCGAAUCAACCAUUCUGCAAAAGAAGAAGCGGGUCAAGGAUAGCUUCGACCCAUUUGACAGUGAGGGAGGCCUGUUUUGGGGUGGCGACGAAGUUCUUCGGUGGUUGCGAAGAUACGUGGAGGUGGAGCGCUCCGCUGUCGACAAGAAUGUGUACCUGGUCAACCCGUCCCAAGAAGAUCAGCUCUCUUUUGGGAGAGCGUUAUCUAGUGGGGAUGCAUCCCUGCCAUCCAAAGCACAGCCGCAAGCUGCUGCGGGUCCGAGUGGUGGCAAGGGCGAUGCCAGCAUGGAUCCCUUUACGCGGACUCUCAAAGAGACCCGUUGGAAGGUACUUGAGCAACUGAGCAAAAUCACGACAUUCACCCGUCGAACUGCGAAUGACCUUGCCGAAAACCCGCGCAUUCCACCGCAGGUACGACGUCUAAUGAAGAACCCGGAAAUCCAAACCCUCCAAGAUGAGUUCGACAGCGCCAGAAUAUAUCUGGCUCGUUGGGCGAUGAGCAUCGCCGAGCAGAGUGACAAGGAAAGAAACCAGAGAAUCUACACGGCUCAGGAUAUGCUUGAGUCGGAGAAUAGCGCUGUUGGAGACUUUGAGAUCUUGGAGCUCGAGACUGGUAACCUGGGACUCCAGGAGCGGCGACGCACUCUGACGCUUUCCGAAUGGGAGAGUUUCUUCGACCCAACAUCUGGAAGGCUACAACUUACUGUUGAUGAGGUCAAGGAGCGCAUCUUCCAUGGUGGACUGGAUCCCAACGAUGGUGCACGGAAAGAAGCAUGGCUUUACCUUUUGGAAGUGUUUCCGUGGGAUAGUAACCACGAGGAACGCCAAGCGAUUAUGAAUUCGAAGCGUGACGAGUACAUCAGGCUGAAGGCCGGCUGGUGGGAACGAAUGGUCGAUGGCAACUCGACCCCAGAAGAGUACGAGAAUUGGAAAGAGCAGCGGAACCGUAUAGAGAAGGAUGUUCAUCGCACAGACCGGACGAUUCCGCUGUUUGCCGGAGAAGACAUUCCUCACCCUGACCCGGAUUCCCCAUUCGCCGAUGUGGGCACCAAUGUUCAUCUUGAGCAGAUGAAGGACAUGCUCUUGACGUACAAUGAAUAUAACCCCGACUUGGGUUACGUGCAAGGAAUGAGCGAUCUUCUUGCCCCACUGUACGCAGUUAUGCAAGAUGAUGCCGUGGCCUUCUGGGCAUUUGUGGGCUUUAUGGAUCGGAUGGAACAAAAUUUCCUGAGAGAUCAAUCAGGGAUGCGGUCCCAACUUCUGGCCCUUGAUCAUCUCGUUCAGCUGAUGGAUCCCCAGCUCUAUCUGCAUCUGCAAUCCGCCGAUAGCACCAACUUCUUUUUCUUCUUCCGCAUGUUGCUGGUCUGGUACAAGCGCGAGUUUGAGUGGGGAGAUGUCCUUCGUCUCUGGGAGACACUCUGGACAGAUUAUUUCUCCAGCAGCUUCCAUUUGUUCAUUGCACUGGCCAUUCUCGAGAAACAUCGUGAUGUCAUCAUGGACCACCUGAAGCAUUUUGACGAGGUUCUGAAAUACAUCAACGAACUCUCCAACACAAUGGAGCUUGUCCCCAUUCUCACUCGCGCUGAAUCGCUCUUCCGUCGCUUCGAGCGCUCCGUUCAGGCUAUUGAUAAGAAAGACAAUUUCCCAUCUGCACCCUCUGCCACUCAGCGUCAUACAUCAGGCGUCAACAGCCCGGCUUCCGGAAAGGGCAAGGCCCCACAGAACUCUUCGAUUGGCUCUACAACUGGCUCCAACGCGGGUUCAUCAGCUUUACAGAAAAUCAUGGACACCGACAAGCCCAAGGUCAUUUCACCAGAACUAAGAGAGCUGCUUAGAAAGGAUAUCCCAUGGAGGCGUCAGCACCAAUCAUAG
Molecule: messenger RNA, 2436 nt
Organism: Penicillium pulvis
Lineage: Eukaryota; Fungi; Ascomycota; Eurotiomycetes; Eurotiales; Aspergillaceae
Product: GTPase-activating protein GYP7
Exons: 5
Coding region: 1-2436 (811 amino acids)
Biological process (GO): activation of GTPase activity
Molecular function (GO): GTPase activator activity
Source: RefSeq, a predicted model, not a curated record